Colletotrichum gloeosporioides is the source of this 183-nucleotide messenger RNA. RefSeq lists its product as uncharacterized. The transcript has 2 exons. The coding region runs from base 1 to 183 and encodes 60 amino acids. NCBI's taxonomy places the organism in Eukaryota, Fungi, Ascomycota, Sordariomycetes, Glomerellales, Glomerellaceae. The record is from RefSeq and is a predicted model, not a curated record.
AUGUCCUCCAACACCUGCCCGGAGUAUGUCAACGACGAGGACGCCAUGGCCGUGGACAGCCCCGUGGAGCAGCAGUCGCCUUCAGGCAUGGCCAAACUCAUGAUCGAAGAUGACUUGAACGCUGGCGAGCCGAUGUGCCUUGACGAGCCAGAGACCCAGCACACCUCAGGUGCGGAAAGAUAA